GAGCAUUUCUCCUCCCUCCGUUCCCCCAUUCCUAAACGACCACCGAUCCAUGUUUAGCCUUCGCAUCCGAGCCCGUAAGCUCGUCUUCCCCUUCCUCUUUCUUCUCAUCCCUCUAUGCUCUUGGAGGGAUCUUCCCCUCCUUCAGCACACUCGUAGAGGGAGGGAGAGAGAAAGAACAAGGGAACAAAAGGGGGAGGUUUUGGGAUCCCUUCUCGGCUCCUGAUCUCUUCCUUCCAUUUUCCUGUUCGUGCUUGGAAUGGCUAUGGAAGGAGAGAAGCGGAGGUACAUCACCUCCGAGGAGCUCCGGGGUCACAACACGCCGGGCGACCUCUGGAUCUCGAUCCAGGGAAAGGUCUAUGACGUGACCGGGUGGGUCAAGGACCACCCCGGGGGCGACAUCCCCCUCCUCAACCUCGCCGGCCAGGACGUCACCGACGCCUUCGUCGCAUACCACCCUGGCACCACCUGGGCUCUCCUCGACCGCUUCUUCGUCGGCUACCUCGCCGACUACCGCGUCUCCGCCGUCUCCAAGGACUACCGCCGCCUCGUCGCCGAGUUUGCCCGCCUCGGCCUCUUCGAGAAGAAGGGCCACGGCGUCCUCUGCUCCCUCAUCUCCAUGGCCUUCUUCUUCCUCGUCUCCGUCUCCGGCGUCCUCCUCUCCACCAGCACCUUCGUCCAUCUUAUCAGCGGCUUGCUCAUGGGCCUCCUCUGGAUCCAAUCGGGCUUCCUCGGCCACGACUCCGGCCACUACAACAUCAUGACCAGCCCAGGACUCAACCGGCUGAUCCAGAUCCUCUCCGGCAACUGCCUCGCCGGGAUAAGCAUUGGCUGGUGGAAGAGGAACCACAAUGCGCACCACAUUGCCUGCAACAGCCUCGAUUUCGAUCCCGACGUCCAGCACAUUCCCCUCUUCGCCGUGUCCUCCAAGUUCUUCACCUCCCUGACCUCCUACUUCUACGAGAGGAAGCUCGCCUUCACUUCUGUCGCCCGGUUCUUGGUGAGCUACCAGCAUUGGACCUUCUACCCUGUCAUGUGCGUCGCCAGGGUCAAUCUCUUCGCGCAGUCGGUGCUGCUCUUGCUCUCGAAGAAGAAGGUGCCGGGCCGAUGGCAGGAGACCGUGGGGUGCAUCAUCUUUUGGAUUUGGUAUCCUCUGCUCGUCUCCGCGCUGCCCAAUUGCACCGAGAGGGCGAUAUUCGUUGCGGCGAACUUCGCGGUCACCGGAAUCCAGCAUGUUCAGUUCUGUCUCAACCACUUCUCGGCGAGCGUCUACGUCGGGCCGCCUCGUGGGAAUGAUUGGUUCGAGAAGCAGACGAUGGGGACGCUCGACAUCCUGUGCCCUCCCUGGAUGGACUGGUUCCAUGGAGGUUUGCAGUUCCAGGUGGAGCACCACCUCUUCCCCCGCCUCCCGAGGUGCCAACUCCGAAGGAUCUCUCCGUAUGUGAAGGAGCUCUGCAAGAAGCACGCCUUGCCAUACACAGCUGCAUCAUUCUGGGAUGCAAAUCUGAGGACGCUCGGGACUCUGAGGACCGCGGCACUGCAAGCUCGGGACUUGACGAACCCGGUGCCCAAGAAUUUGGUCUGGGAGGCUGUGAACACCCAUGGCUGAGGCUUCCAAGGAUUAUUCACUUGGUGUUUCAGGGGCAUUCUUUCCCCUUUCAUUGGUUGUGACCAACGGGAAAGGAUUAUUGUUCUGAGAAAGAAAGCACGCGCCAGAGGACUCUGUCUAUCGUUGCAUGAGAGCCAAGAUUGUUGCAUCCAACUCUGCUUUUGUUUUCUUUCUGUAUUUAGAUUUUUGGUAGCACCGCAAAAUUAUGUUCUUAUAUCAGGAGACCAAGAAGUAAUCUAAAAGGACAAUUUUGCGCAUGCUUGGCUCUGUAUGUUCCGAGUAUAAUGGGUGUAUGUUAAAAUCA
Phoenix dactylifera (date palm) is the source of this 1910-nucleotide messenger RNA. The record is from RefSeq and is a predicted model, not a curated record. Lineage: Eukaryota; Viridiplantae; Streptophyta; Magnoliopsida; Arecales; Arecaceae.